Molecule: messenger RNA, 4655 nt
Organism: Octopus sinensis (East Asian common octopus)
Lineage: Eukaryota; Metazoa; Mollusca; Cephalopoda; Octopoda; Octopodidae
Product: WD repeat-containing protein on Y chromosome-like
Exons: 21
Coding region: 613-3738 (1041 amino acids)
Molecular function (GO): protein binding; calcium ion binding
Source: RefSeq, a predicted model, not a curated record
UCAGAUGCAGAGACAGGUAAGGGGGAUAGAGAAAAGGGGAGAGAGAGAAAGAUGAAGGAAUAGAGAAAAGUAGACCAGACGUGAAUAAGAUAAACAAAAACAAAGAGAGAUUAAGAGAAAUGGAAAGACAUUUGGCAAGAACAGCAGAAGAGGGCAGAAAAUAACAGAUGAAACUAGGAGAAACUGAAACAAGUGAUUAGAAGAACUAGUAACAACAGUAAAAACCAGGAGAGACCAAGAAGACCUAGGGAGACCAAAGCAAUCAAGAAGAGCCAGGAGAAACCAAGAGAAAAAACAGCAAAGACAAAGAGAGAGCAAAGAGAACAGAAAAUGUGAGGGGAAACCAAAUGAGACCAAAGAAAUCAAGAAAGGCCAGGAAAGGCCAAAACACAAAGAAGUGACUAAGAAAACAUAGGGAUGAUGAGGAGAGAAUAAAAAAAGGAACGAAAGAGAUUAUAAAAAGUAAAACAAGAUCAAAUAUAUUGAAAGGAACUAAAAGAGAGAGAGAGAUAGUAAGAAAGAAAGAGAGACUAGUGGUAAGAGCAGAAGGAAACAUUCCAGAACCUCUGUGGUGUAUUUUGCUUUUAGGAGAUUCUUUGUCCCAAAAUCAGGAUGACUGGCUUUGAUAAGGACCUGCCAAACAAGCUCCGUCUUGAGGAGAAGAUCAAACUACACCACCUGGAGCAACUGAUGCAACACUUCCAGUGCCAUAAACCAGAUGAUAUAAUAUUGCACAAGGACUGUGGUUACUUCACAUCUUCCCAGGUGGAGAAACGUAAGCCAGGAUGUAUGAAUCAGCAGGAAUUCAAUGAAGCAAUCGCCAAAGUUUUAGGAACUGAAGAAUACCGAGACUACAUUGAGAAACUAUUUACUAAGCUGGACACCUCCUGCGAUGGCUAUGUGGACUGGAAUGAGUUCUGUACCUACCUCCUCUUGCUCUACAGAGAAAAUGACUACAUUCGCACAAAGAAGGAAAUACCAUUUCUUCAGGAGCCAAAGAUCAGACACGUAGUGCCAAAUAGACAAGAACCUACCACCAAGAUAUUGGUAACCGACAGUCCUUGUCGAUAUAUUACAGUUAGCAAGGAAGGAGCCUUCAGUGUGUGGACACCAAACAUGCAGCUUGAUCGAUCCUAUGACAUAACAGCCAAUGACAAAGUGGAGUCAACUGGUACCAAAAGAAGGUUUAAGAAAUGGGUUACUGAUGCCAUCUACAUGAACAACUGCAACAAAAUUGUGGUGGGCACCAGCAGCAGGGAGCUAAGAUUUUAUGAUAUCUCCACCAGCCAUUUCUUUGAAGAGUUCCAUCUCUUUGGAAUGUCUGAUGUGCCAUAUUGUUUUGACUACUGGUAUGACAAAGCAAAUUUAAACAGUGAAUCUCUGUUAGUGUGUGGUUUGGAUUCUGGAACUCUUGGAUUAUUCUACUUUAAAAAGCCAGUUACUCAGCUCUUUGAGACCCCUUUUAAAAAUGAACCUGGAGCUCUGAAGGUUUUCAUACAGGAUUUGAAAUCUCAACAUUCCAAGUGGGUGAGAUAUACCUGUCUACCUGCACUCCACUCUGAGAUGAUCCGACAGGUGAAAUAUCUGCCAGAGAAUGGUGCCAUCAUUUCAUCCAGCAGUUGCCCAAACAGUUCUCUGUUGAUAUCUGACAUCAACAGGUUCAAACAGACCUAUGUCUUCAAAUCCCCAAAGGGAGUUGAAUGUUUCGACUACAACAAAAGCAUAAACAUCCUUGUUAGUGGAAGCGCAAACCACAACGUCCAGUUAUGGAACCCUUACAUGACCAGUAAACCAAUUGCAAUCCUGCGGGGUCAUAAUACAGGAGUCAUUGCGGUGGCUCUACACAAGGCAUUGCUGCAAAUUUUCAGUCUUUCACGUGAUGCUGUCAUCAAAGUAUGGGACCUGAAGGAACACACUUGCUUACAAACAAUAGCUAUGAAAUUUCCCAGCAGCAUUCAUGGCCGUGUACCUGAACACGGACAGUUCCCAAUGUGUCUUUUAACUUCUCCAAACCACAACUGCCUUCUGGUCACCUGCAAUGACUACAUAGGUCAGCUAAGCCUAGGAAAUACAACAAAGAAUCAGCUGACCACCCCGGUCACUCAUGAUACUCAGCUUUGCUGUGCACUUUACAACCAAUUCUUUAAACAGGUGGUAACUGGUUGUGAUUCAUCUACCAUUGCUGUCUGGGACAUCGAAGCUGGAAGUAAGGCAAUUGUUUUUUCCAAUGCUCAUGGAAAUGAAGAAAUCACAUGCAUGAAGUUUGAUGCCACAUGGCGUCGCCUGUUGACUGGUGCCAGAAAUGGAACAAUAAAGGUAUGGAACUUCCAAAAUGGUCAUAACCUGCAUAAACUGGAACCGGUCGCUGAUGCUGAUGUCACUGGUCUUUUAGCCCUCAAUGACCGUAAAGUUAUUCUUGCAGUUGGCUGGAGUCGUUUAAUUACUCUGUACGACGAUUCGGAUCCAGACAAUAUGUAUGUGACUGCAGAUUUAUCAUGGAGAGGUGGCCAGUUACACAAAGAUGACAUCUCCGCUAUGGACCACUGUCCACCCAACCUGUUGGCAACUGCCAGUUUUGAUGGAAUUGUAUAUAUUUGGAAACUAGAGACGGAAAAACUCCUCAUGAAGAUAAUUCACCAAAAUGAUGGAAACAACUUGCAACCAAUUCCUGUAGAUGUUGUCAUGUUUUUGAAGUACAGAGCUUUGAAGUUCAGAGAUGCUGCAACACUUAUUUCUAGUGUCUCUGGAAACUUCCAUUGGUGGAAUAUAGCGACAGAAUCUAUAGAAUUUGGCAGAUGUUUAAUGGCUGAAAAUAUUGGCGACUCAGUGGUUGGAAUGUGCACCAGUACAGAUGAUCAAAUUCUAGUGACAGCUGACUCUUCAGGCUUCAUCAAGGUUUUUGACAUACAAGAUUAUUGCAUGACUAAAAGCCAACACCUGGUUACAGAGCCACCCAGGACACUUCAUAGCUGGAAAGGCCAUGAAGGCACUGUUGUAAGUGUGGAAUAUAUUAACCAUGAUGCAGGCAUAUUUAUUUUAAGUGCUUCUGUCGAUAAAACGGCAAAAUUAUGGACGAUUUGUGGGGAUUAUAUUGGAACAUUUGGCCAGAAGCACCCUUGGGACUUAAAGUCACCUAAAACAUGGGGUAACAAAGAUAUAUCACAAAUUAAUGAAGAUGAAAUUAAACGCGAUUUAGACACAACAAGUGACCAUUCCCUGGAAGUUUCACAGACUUCUCAGAAUAAAGAUUUUGAUUUUCCGCCAUCUCAUUCUUCACCUUUUCCCGACCUUCAACAAUCAGAAUCUAUUAGAACAAGUACGGCAUUACCUGGACACCCAGAAAAUGACCAGAGUUCAGUUCCGGCUAAAACGAGACAGGACAGUGUAAAUAAUGGAAAUACAGAAGAUGUAAUUAUGAACAAUGGUUACAUGAGUAAAGAAACACUCCACGCUAUGUAUGUGAAGGAGAAAAACCUGACAUUCACGUGUGAACAGAACAAGGCUUUGCGGCCAUUUUUAGGAGCUAAGGUCCUGUGCGAUCUUCAAAGAAGGAGACAAGAUCGUUGUGACCGAAGACAACAAUAUGGUGACAUCAAUACUAAACAAAUGGCUCGAUUCGGCAAAAUCUGCACACCUUUCCAAGUGUUGUCAAUGCCUGGAACGGCAGAAGAAACUGUCCUGAUGGAAGAAAGUUCCAGAAUUCUAACAAAAUUCGAAAAUGAUGUAAUGACCGUAUAGUGCGUGGCAGCAAGCAGUUUCUAUGACAUCGUGUCAGUUGUAUUUCCAAGCAUCAGAAUAGCUAUUAUGAACGUGUGGCCACGUCAUUCCAUUGAAAGAAUUCUUCUCUGUACCAAAAAUAACCAGACUUUAAACAUUGACCAAUUGUGUGUGUGUGUGUGUGUGUAUGUGUGUGUGUGCAUAUAUAUAUACGUAUAUAUGAUAUAAAUGUGCGAAAUUGAACAGUACCGAUUGGUCAAUAACUCCUGAAGAAUUAUGGACCUUCUGUUUGUCGCCCGUUCGUUUUUACAUUCAGUAUACAUUACAUCAUUUGUCUAUACAUUUUUUUUCAUUUAUCAAGUAAUGGAACGCAACACACACCGAAUUUAUAUAUAUAUAUAUAUAUUCACUUAUGUAUUUUUUUGUUUCCUGCUUCACGUGGAUCGAAAGGUAAAAUAUUAGAAUCAGCUGUGCGUCGAACAAAAUACCUUGUGCAUUUGGUUACAUCUCUUUACUUUCUGACUUCAAACUCCGCCCAUUGCCGUUUUGCUUUAGAACCUGCUGUUCCUAUAAUAAUAGUGGCAACGAUACAGAUCUAAUUUGCCGCCUGGUUCAUCAUCAUCAUUUGAACUGGUUCCUGAGUUUUUUUGGGUUUUUUUUUAGCAGAGUUUAAUCUGAUGCAAGUAUUUGAGCAAGGUCUCCAGUCUGAGGAUAAACGUGCUGCUUCUUAAUGCACAGUCAGAAUUUCUGGUUUCUUUAUCCAUUUCCCAACCAGUAUCAGAGACUUUGAAUAAGCCGUUUAAAACAUUAACUCUACCCUUAAAGACGGCGUUCCGUUAGUUGUGACCACAGUCGAAUGACUGAAACCAAUAAACAUGUAAAAAAAUAUAAAGAUGUAAAAGAAAAUAAUAAUAAAUAAGCUUUUUCUUUCUACUCUA